Telopea speciosissima is the source of this 929-nucleotide messenger RNA. RefSeq lists its product as uncharacterized. The coding region runs from base 126 to 896 and encodes 256 amino acids. The record is from RefSeq and is a predicted model, not a curated record. The transcript has a single exon. Lineage: Eukaryota; Viridiplantae; Streptophyta; Magnoliopsida; Proteales; Proteaceae.
ACUUGCUUCUACGCAUCCAUCUUCGUUUCUUCUCUUCCCCCCUCUGCUGCAUUCUUUCCUUGCAAAUGGGUUCCCCUUGUCGUUGUUAAUUCUCUCGCAUUAUUGGAUCUCUAAUCUCCGAUCCUAUGGAGAAGAUGGGAUACGAAGUGGGUUCUCUCGUUUUGAAAGUUUUGGUAGAAACCAUUGGAUUCUUCGCCAAAACAUUCUCAUUCCUAUCGUCUCUUGCUUCUGAUCCUCUGUUCUCCACCAUCGUCGCUCUCUACAGCCUAAUCCUCCUCUAUCUCCCCCAAAUUUUCGUCGAUCUCGUUUUCUCACCAGUCUUGAUCUCAACUGCAAUUCUGUUAUCGAGCUUACUACGAUUAGGAGCUAUUCAGAGUGUUGAAGAACAGAACAAUAAUAAGCCGACGGAACAGGAAGAAAUCGAAUCGUCGUCAGUCGAGGUUUACAAAUGGGUCAAAUGCGAAACAGGAACAGAUACAGAGAAAGAAACCAUCACUGAACCUUGCGUCAGUCCGAGUAUGAAACCCUUCUUCUCCGCCUCCAAUUCAUUCGUGGAAUGGAACGUGGGAGCCCCACUAGAAGUCAUUUACGAAGAGUAUGAAGGAGAAGAGGAGGAAUGUUCCAAUGACAAGGGCAUCGACAGAAUGCCGUCGUUGUUGCUUUAUUACUCAGAAUCUGAUUCGGGUAGCUCGUCGGACGGUGAUUUACCCGCAAUCGAGAGGUGGGAUUCGUCGGAAAGUAUGUGUUUCAGAUGGGACGAAGAGGACAGAGAGGGAUUGAUCGAGAUACCGUUGGAUGGAAAGAGAAACUCCAUUUCUGUUUUUCAGGUGGAAGAAGAGAACCUAAUAGAAAUCGACAUCUCUCUUAGCCCUUUCGGAGUUCAGGCGACGAAUUGACGACUAUUCCGGCGAGUUUCAGAAUUCAGAUUC